AUGGCUUCCGACAAGCUCAAUGACACCAAUCUGGAGGAUGGACUGCUGACUGUCGCUUCCGAUGAGAAGAGGACCCUCAUGACGAACACACCCACGUCGCCCUCGACACAAACCCCCAGGCCCAACAGGAUGGCACGAGCCUGCCGCCUCACGGCUACCUUUGCCGUGUGCCUCUUCAUCGGCUAUGGAUUGACUUCUGCUGUCGUUCCCUCGAUGAGGUGUACAGGACACCAUGCCCACGGCGCUGCCGCUGGUCAGCCUUUGAUGUCCGAGUCGCGGAUGGAGCUGUCUCAACAGGUCGCCAAGGCCGUAAAGGCUGCAGAGCCCGAGUCUCUUCACCGCUUGGUGGAGGCGUACAUCCACGAAGAGGCCAAGGAGGGUGAGUCUGUUCAGGAAGACCUCUCGACGGCUAGGGCUCGCCUUGCCCGGCGUCAAGACAACCUGACGUCGGAUAUCCCUGCGAACCCGUCGGCGUCCGCUGGCUCUCCUUCAGCAGCACCUUCCGGUCCUGCCUCCCAGCCCACAACAUCAGGCUCACCAACUCCCUCUGUCCAGCCCUCGUCUCCUACCCAGGAUCCUGUGCCCUCGACUCCCACGACAUCGGGCACUCCUAGUGUGCCCAGCACGACUCCGGCCCCCGCUCCUUCGACGCAGCCCCAGACCACGACAACGACUUCUUCGCAGCCGGCACCGUCGCCGUCGUCAGCUGCGGUGUCGACAACCACUCAGCCGGUACCCUCUUCUUCGACCAGCACAACAGUCACCUCAGCAGCAGCUCCUACUUCAGAUUCUGGUACGUCUACGUCGCAAGAGCCUCCUGAGACUCCUUCUACAUCUUCUACUGCUCCUGUCACCACUUCUACUACUUCCUUGACUUCCAUCCUGUCCUCCCAGUCUUCAUCCACUACUAGGAGAACUACUACGACCGCCGAUGAAACCACGACUCGUGGUGAGACGACCACCAGCACCACUCGUCGCCCCACAUCAUCGAGCGCAGUGGUGACGACCCGCACCUCGACCGAGGCCGAUGGCGACAUCACUCUCGUCACUGAAACCUCGUACGUUGGUGUUGAUCCGACGCCCCAGGCCACCUCGGACUCCAACUCGGAUGACGCCGAUCUGCAGAACGCGGCACCUCGCAUGAGCAGCAGCGCCCUCGCUCUUUUCGCCGCCUUGGCUGCCGGCAUGAUGCUUCUGUAA
Molecule: messenger RNA, 1200 nt
Organism: Verticillium nonalfalfae
Lineage: Eukaryota; Fungi; Ascomycota; Sordariomycetes; Glomerellales; Plectosphaerellaceae
Exons: 3
Coding region: 1-1200 (399 amino acids)
Source: RefSeq, a predicted model, not a curated record